Molecule: messenger RNA, 3993 nt
Organism: Penicillium argentinense
Lineage: Eukaryota; Fungi; Ascomycota; Eurotiomycetes; Eurotiales; Aspergillaceae
Product: PT repeat family protein
Exons: 2
Coding region: 1-3993 (1330 amino acids)
Source: RefSeq, a predicted model, not a curated record
AUGGCGACCGCUGCGAUCCAGAACGUCUCUGACGAGACCCUACCCAAGGAUCCUGUCGCCGUCGAGACCAUGGCCGCUGCUCCCAUUGUGGACGAGAAGGCCGCCACCAACGGCAAUGCCGACACCGAAGGCACCCCGGAGAGCGGCAAGGACUCCGAAGAACCCACCAUGACCGCCGCGCAGAGGAAAAAGGCCAAGAAGAACGCCAAGAAGAAGGAGAAAAAGAAGCAGCAGAGCGUCUCCGGUAUUCCCGACGAAGAGAAGCCCGAGACCGAGGCCGCGGCCGCCGAGAUCCCCACCGAAGCUGCUGCUGAGCCUACAGAGGCGGCUGCCGAGCCUGUUGCGGAAUCGCUGCCUGAACAGACCACUACUUCUGCCGAGGAGCCCGCUGAGCCGGUGAAGGAAGAAUCCACACCUGUUGAAGCUCCCAAGGAAGAGACCGUCGAAGCUCCUUCGACCCAUGAGGUCCCCGUGAAGUCAGAGACUGCAGAGCCGGCUGUGCAGGAAUCCACUGAAAUCAUUGAACCCGCGAAAUCCACCAUGGAGGAGUCUAAGCCGGCCGAGCCUGCACCGGAACCCGUUAAGGAAGAAGCCGCUGAGCCCGCCGUUGAACCCGCCGAUGAACCCGUGGAAGAGUCUAAGCCUGAGCCGACCCCGGAGAUCGUGAAGGAGACUGAGGCCGCGCCCACCUCUGAGGAAUCUGUCCAGGAGACUCCAGUUGAGCAACCGGCCGCUGAUAAGGCUGAGCCCGAAAUCACCGAGGUCACAUCCGCUGAGGAGAAGACCGAGGAGCCCUCCGUGCGUACUGUUGAGAAGACUGAAGAAGUUGAGGUGAAGGAUGCUGCUCCUGAAGUAACUGCCCCCGCGGCUGGGGAGGAGUCGACGCCUGCUGCUUCAGAGGAAAAGGUUGAAGAGAUCAAGGUUGAAGAGCCUGCUCAGACUCUGGUUGUUGAGGAAACCCCUGCCGAAGUCACUACUGAGGAGGCUGCUCCUAAUAAGGUUGAGCAGCCUGCUGUCGAAGAGACUCCUGCUCAGGAACCUGUUACUGAAAAGCCUGUUGAGUCUACCACCGAAACCACUACUUCCGAAGAUACUCCCGCCGACAAGCCUGCCACUGAGGAACCGGUUAUUGAGGAGCCUAAGGUUGAAGAGCCUCAUGCCGAGGAGACUCAAGUCGAAGAGUCCAAGGCCGAGGAGCCCGCCAAGGUCGAGGAGGCCGAAAUGGAGGACCCUGCUGCUGAGCCCGUCACGAAGGAGCCUGCGGCUGAAUCUACUACUGAGAAUCCUGCCACCAAGCAGCCUGUCGAAGAGACCAAGAUUGAAGAUACAAAGGUGGAGGAGUCCAAGACUGAAGAGCCUGUCCAGGAAAUUGCCCAGGAAUCUACCACUGUCGCCGAGACUGAGACUCCCACUGACGAGAAGACCGUCACCGAGCCCAUUGAACAACCUGUUCCCGAGGUGACCACUGAGCCUGUCAAGGAGGUGACUGCCGAGGAACCCGUCGAGGUCAAGGUCGAGGAAACAACGGCUGAAGAGCCAAAGACUGAGGAGCCUAAGAUUGAGAAAUCCAAGACUGAAGAAGCCUUUGUUCCGGUUGAGGAGCCCGUUGCCGAGAAGGCAGUUGAGGAGACAUCUACCGAAGCUGCGCCAGCUGUCGAACGCAUUACUGAAGUCCCUGCUGAGGAGACUCCUGCCGAGGAAACCAAGGAGGCUACUCCUGAAGCUCCCGUUGAGACCUCUACUGAGAUUCCCGCUGAGGCUCCUGCUGAGGAAGUCAAGGAGACUGCACCUGAGGCUCCUGUCGAGACUCCCGUCGAAACCACCACUGAGACUGAGCAUAAGGAAACCGUCAAAGAUCCUGCUCAAGAGGCCACAAUCGAGGAGCCCGCUAUCACUGAACGUCCUGCUGAGUCUGUGGAGGAGUCGACUGCUAAGCAUAUUGAGGAGGAGGCUGAGUCUGCCCCUGCUCCUGCUGAGCCUGUUGUCACCGAGGCACCUGCUGCUGAUGUUGAGCCGCCCGCUGCUCAGGAAGAGACUGUCCAAGACACUGAGGUUCCGGCUACUGAGGAAGAGGUUGGUGAGCCUGUCACUGCUGAGCCUGCUGCUGCUGAGCCUGCUGCUGCUGAGCCUGCUGCUGAGCCUGCUGCUGCUGAGCCUGCUGCUGCUGAGCCUGCUGCUGCUGAGCCUGCUGCUGCUAAGCCUGCUGCUGCUGAGCCUGCUGCUGCUGAGCCUGCUGCUGCUGAGCCUGCUGCUGCUGAGCCUGCUGCUGCUGAGCCUGCUGCUGCUGAGCCUGCUGCUGCUGAGCCUGCUGCUGCUGAGCCUGCUGCUGCUGAGCCUGCUGCUGCUGAGCCUGCUGCUGCUGAGCCUGCUGCUGCUGAGCCUGCUGCUGCUGAGCCUGCUGCUGCUGAGCCUGCUGCUGCUGAGCCUGCUGCUGAGCCUGCUGCUGUCGAGGAGCCCAUUUCUCAGAGCACCCCUAAGGAAGAAACAAUUGAAGAUCCCGUGACUGAGCCUACCACUGAGAAGGUUGAAGAAGUCAGCGCUCUUACCACUGUCGAACCUGCCCAAGAGGAACAGUCAGAGAAGCUUGCUGCUGAGGAAUCUGUUGAAGAACAAGCUGCUGAGCCUGUCAAGUCUGAGGAACCUUCUCUUGAGGACACUUCUCAAGAGGAGGUUGCUGCUGCUACUGCCGCUGCCGCCGUGGCUGCUACCGCUGCUCCUGUUGCUGUUGAAGAAUCUGUCAAGGAGGAAGUUGCUGAGCCCAAGGCAGAGGACACCGUCGAGGCCAGUGCUCCUAAGGAAGAGCAAGCUGCAGUAGAGGAGCCCGCGCCUACUGAAUCAGGUCCCGAAGCUCCUGUUGUCGAAACCCCCGUUACCGAGACCGUCACCGAGACACCUGCCGCUGAAGUGUCUGUUCCGGCCGAGGAGUCAGUCGUCGUGGCUGCCGCCCCUAUUGUCGAGGAAACUCCCGUCCAAGAAAGAGUGGAGACCGAGCCUGAGGCUCCUGUUGUUGCUGAAUCUCACGACGUUCCCCAGGAUCCUGCUGAGGAGCCCGCAGAGGAGGCAACUAAAGAAGUUCUGGCUGCUGACGUGCCCGCUCCUGCUGAGGAGAAGGUCGAGGAGCCUGUUGAGUCCGCUCAACCUGAGCCUACUCCUGUUGCUGAGCCUGUCUCCGCCCCUCAGGCUGAUGAGCCCGUUAAGGAUGAGACUCCUUCUGCUGAGACUGAGGUAGUGAACAAGCAUGAGGAGGUUCCUGCCCCUGCUGAGACCCUUGCUGUCGAGGAGCCCGCUCCUGAAGUUGCUCCUGAGGUUGCUCCUGAGGCUGCUCCUGAGGCUGCUCAACCUGGGGCCGUUGUGGAAGAGACACCCGCCACAAAGGAUGUUGAAGAGCCCGCCAAGGAUAGCUCUCUGACUCCCGAGAUCCUGGCUGCCGGUGCUGGUGCUGCCGCCGCCGCCGGUGUUGCUGCUGUUGGUAUCACCUCAGCUCUACACGAGUCCGAGCCUACCUCCGAGGCUACACCAACGGACUCUGCUACCGAGGCGAAGAACGAGAGCACCGACAACAAAACCGAUACCAGUAAGCUUUCGCCAUUCUCUAUUGCGCAAAAUCGGUCCGUUAUGUCGUUCGAAGCUGAUCCGGAUCUCGCAGCACUUGCUGGCGACCGCGAGGCCCUUCUCCACAAGCUCAACCAGCCCUCUACCGACCAGUUGACCGCGGCCGUUGCCGAGCAGCCCUCCAACGCCGACAAGAAGGCUACCGUCGAGCCUGAGAACGAAGCUGCCGAGUCCAGCAAGCCGGCCACCGAACCCAUCGCCCCUAAGGACAACGCAAACGAGGAAGAUGCUCGCCCCACGAGCCAGAACCGGUCAGUGACAGCUGUUUCUCUGAAUAGUGCACCUGACAACUGGCUCAAGGCGUUCUUGCGCACGGUGUUUGUUGGCUUCUUCGGCACGAUCUUUGCGCCCUUCCGCCGUCGUGGCAAGGACCGCAAAUAA